UGGUUUCAUUUCUUUUAAAAGUUUUUCACCUGUUUAAUUAAAUGAUUAUCUGUAAAAAAAACACAAGAAGAAAAAUAAAAAACAGUUUGGUCAUUGAGUGGAAUCCAGUUUAAUGUUGAGCUUUAUACAACCCUUCAAGUGUGGGAAUAGAACAGCAAAGAUUGAAUCACUUGACAGUUUGUCAUAAAACUCUGUUCUGUUUUUAGACUGAAUCAGAUGAAGACGGAAAGAGAAAGAUCAAAGGCAGAGAUGAAAGACCUGGAGCUACAGCUCUCUGAGAUGCACGACGAGUUGGACCAAGCCAAGAAGUCAGAGGUGAUAAAUACAGAGAAAGAAUUGCUCCUUCAGGAUUUGGCACAGCUGCGUGCAGAUUUUCAGGAGAUGCAACAAGCCAAGGAGGAGCAGGAGGAGGUGCUGCACCACAGGGAAAGGGAGCUCAGUGCCCUGAAGGGGGCUCUGAAAGAGGAGGUGGAGACUCAUGAUAAAUACAUCUCUGCUUUGAAAGAAGAAUACGAGCUGGAGCUGGAAAAGCUGCUUGGUGACUUGCAGCAGGCAAAGGAGAGCAAUGCUUACCUGGGUCAGGAGAAGGCUCAGGUGGAGGAGGAGAGAGGGGCAGCUAAGGUGCAGAUGAAGGAACUGAUCCAGGAAAGAGAUCAUCUGAAAGGAAAGGUCCGAGAACUCAGCAACAAGGUGGAUCAACUGAAUCAGGCCAUCCAGGAGUUUAAAACCACCGAGAAAAUGAUGGAGCAGAGAACAAAGCAGCUGGAGAGGGAAAAGAACCAGGUGGAGGAAAUGUUUGAGGAUGUGAGGAGGAGCGAGGAGGAGCUGUGUCAGUCCAACCAGUCUCUGCUUUCCCGCUUGGAGGAUGUGCAGGUAAUAAGAUAAAAAAAGCAGUCAGGA
This is a messenger RNA of Cyprinodon variegatus (sheepshead minnow), 900 nucleotides long. Its product is annotated as cingulin-like protein 1. The coding region runs from base 217 to 885 and encodes 222 amino acids. NCBI's taxonomy places the organism in Eukaryota, Metazoa, Chordata, Actinopteri, Cyprinodontiformes, Cyprinodontidae. The transcript is spliced from 4 exons. The record is from RefSeq and is a predicted model, not a curated record.